Messenger RNA from Lobosporangium transversale, 2418 nucleotides. RefSeq lists its product as hypothetical. The transcript has a single exon. Gene Ontology annotation, molecular function: protein binding. NCBI's taxonomy places the organism in Eukaryota, Fungi, Mortierellomycota, Mortierellomycetes, Mortierellales, Mortierellaceae. The record is from RefSeq and is a predicted model, not a curated record. The coding region runs from base 1 to 2418 and encodes 805 amino acids.
AUGUCCAAGAUACAAAACUCAGAAGCUACAGAAACCAAAUCAAUGGUUGAAUCACUUCAAUGGAAUCCAAAGACACCAAUAUUGUUUUCUCCUUUAUCUAUUUCUACUUCCUUGCCUAUCUUAACGCAUGCAGCCAUCAGACCAUCAUCACCAUCAUCAUUGUCAUCAUUAUCAUCAUCAUCAUCAUCAUCAUCAUCAUCAAGAUCAUCCUUAUCUUCGUUGCCUUCACGAAGCUCUGUAACAAAAGCACUAGUGCGAUCUAAACGCCAUAGCCACAGCAAGAAAAACAACUCUAUACCUUAUUACGCGUGUUGCUUUUCGCCUCUCAGUUUGCCCUCCGAUAUCUUUGUGUAUUUACUGGAGUUCCUUAGUCCAGUGGAUUUAUGGAGACUAUGUCAAGUAUCCCGCGCCAUGCAAAUGGAGGUAGUUGGUUUCAUGAGUAAGGUACAACGACUUAAAUAUGAGGCAGUCAGGAUCCUUCACCAGGAAAAUUCAGAGACAGACCCAGAGCUACAGGCUCAGAGACAGUAUACGUUUUAUGAGCGUAUGACAUUUGGUGCAGCCAGGCGGCCUUCGUCAUCGUCAUUGAGGAUGUCAUUCUCGACGCGAUCUAAAACCCCAGGCAAAGCAUUGACCCGUAGUUCGUAUUGGCUAGCCCAAGCUCGACUCUUGGUUGCGGCCAUCACAGCAGAUACGAAAUAUGAGCCAAAGUCCGAAAGCUCUCCGGCAAAGCAAGAGGUGUGUACCCAAAUAAAUCGGGAGAUGGAAAGAUUUAGUGUCGAGUCACUCUCCUCAUCACCUUCCUCUGGCUCCACGUCAUCCUUCUUGUCGACGUCCCCGGUGAGUCUCUCAGAUAGCACCCAAAGCGACACACAAGAGCCUAGCUCGAUUUCAGGAACAUGGUCAUCAUUCACAGGAUUACAUUCGCCAUCACAAGAGGCGGCGACGUCAGUUGGGGCACAGUCAAGCGCAGCACCUACAAGUUAUCAAGGAGUACACCAUGCGCCAUCCGCUUCUCUAAUUUCACAUCGCUUCUCAGCUGUUGAUAUUCCUUCAUUAAAAGGGGAUCUGGAAACAAUUCCAAUGGACCGAUUCGAGACUAUGGUUGAUUUGAUAUUUGACCCCAACAUUGUGCAGCUUAACCAUCGUCGGGCCAUCAUUAACUGUGCGCGCUACGUCUCUGCUAGUAUUGACGAAACCUUCUCGAAAGCUGUCAAUACUCAAACACCUCAGAACCCAACCUUCCAUACAGCUUUCCUAUCCCAGCAUACUGUUUACACAGGCCCAUAUCUGACCAUAUUCACACCGGUUCUGUACGACGGCGAAGGGCAUGAGCUUUCGCCGACGCAAAGGGCAUUGACAGGCGGUACAAAAUCAUUAACGAUAGCACCACCACGGAGGCUUCACAACUAUUUCCAAAUGAUGUUGUGGUAUCGUUGUCUAAGUGAUCUGAUCUCUCUUUACAAUCGCAUUCAGGACAGGCAUAUCGAUCACGUGCUCAACAGCCAGCAAAGCUCCACUGAUACGAUAGAGGCCGGGAGUUAUCUAACAUCCAAUGCUGUUUGCUGUCAGGAAUCAACAUUGCUCAGGGAGAAUAACUCGCUGCCAUCUGAUUUAAGUGCAGUAUACCCAUUUUGCUGCAAGGCUCACUCCCUAAUCUUUACAACGCAGUACCCCUCCAGUAUUGUAUCGUAUUCUAUCCGCACGCAGCUUCGUCGAAUCGUUCGGAAGGUGCAGGCUGUAUCGCAAAAGGGCUCUUGGAGUAGUGCCUUCAGCGGACUCGUUUUUACUCAAGAUGAGCGCAGUCUCGCCACGACCCCCUCUACUCCACGACGAAGCAUCCAGUACACAGGGCCCACUAAAAAACUGCAUCUCUGUGAUAGGUUGUAUGGGUAUCAACGACAACAGCAAGAACAACAACAAAAUAGAAGGGGUUCAAGGCGAGAAGAGGAAGAGCGAGAGCUGGAGCAAAGGAGAUAUCGGGUUGAAGAGACGGCUCGCCAGGAUAACUUGACCAGGCAAGAGCUCCUGGCUUUAUGUCACAUGGCAUGUGGGCUCUUCUUGGCCAACGAACAAUCCGUUGACGCGCCUCCUACGAUCAUGUCGUUAUUAAGACAGGGUAGCCCAUGGGUCAAAGGCGUUUGGCGAGAUGGGGAGUGGAAGCAUGAUUCAAUUGACUUGCAGCAGCCAGGGAGUAACCAGCAGAAGACAAACUCCAGCAACAGUAACAGCAAUAAUGAUCAAUCCUUCGUGUCGGUGGGAUCGGACAAGGACAUGGGAAAGUGGCAAAAACUUUGUCUUUCAACGAUUCAAUUCUUGGCGCACGAAGAGCUUUCGUGGGGUGGGAAUAGGACUAAUUCUGAGCUGAGCCGGCUUCGCGCCACUAGCAACCCGACCACAUGGGUUUAUCAUGAAUAA